CUGUGCGGUGCUGAACGAUCAAAACCAUCAAUAGCGCAUCGGUAAACCAAGAAGCGAGAAAUAUUUCCUGGUCUUGUGAUGACAGCUAGUAUGAUCAUUUUGAUUUGACCUUGCUGGCUUGCUGCAGAUUCUGGAAAUCAAUGCCUACUUGAUGGAGCUGAAUCUAAACUUCUGAUUUUUUAUUGAAAAAUGCCACAAGCACCCAGCACCAAAAUGCAGACCAAACUGAGCACCUGGACACCUCUAAAUCAUCAGAUUUCUAACGCUCAUGUUUUUGAAGAACGAAGAAAUCUGCUUGGAAAAUGGUUUGAGAAGUGGACAGACAGCCAACGGAAACAGGUGCUACACGAUUUUUUCUCCAGGUGCUCUGUCAGCCAGAUGAAGUAUCUCAGACAGACUUUGGACAGCUGCGUACCAGAGGAUGCCGUUGACUUCACCAGAGUUCUUCCCAGGGUCAUAUCCCUGUAUAUAUUUUCAUUCCUGGACCCCCGAAGCCUCUGUAGGUGUGCACAGGUGAGCUGGCAUUGGAAAAGCCUUGUGGAGCUUGACCAGUUGUGGAUGCCUAAAUGUCUGAAACUAGGCUGGUACAUAACAUUUACCCCAACACCGUUUGAGCAAGGUGUAUGGAAAAGACAUUACAUAGAGAUGGUGCAGGAGCUUCAUGUUAGUCGGCCAAAGGUGCCUACAAAGGAGGAGUUCAUUGUCCCGGAGGUGAAAGUAAUUAGCAAUGAGAUGGAGGGGUCAUUUUCUUUGACUGGUCACAAGGACUCAACGCUUGUCCUCUCGAGUCUGCAUGGGACGAAUAAAGAUGGGAAUGGCUUAGGGAAAUCAACCAAAGGUCUACCACCAUGGAGAGACUCAGAUAGACACCCCACUGAUACAAUGCGCUUUAACUACUUGGAUAACCUUGACCCAGUGGAGCAUGCGAGAAAAGCACUCAUAAAGGGCAAGAGUGUUAAUUCCAAUACAACAAAACAGGAAAACGCAAUGAAGGCACCAUCUUAUUCAACAUACAAACUGCGCAAGGCCAAAUCUUUGAUGUUUUUGUCCUUGGACCUGAAUGCAGCAGGUAAGCAAAAACAAAACAGGCCACAAUGGGCAAUACAGAGUUUGGAAACACGUCCAGAACACAAGGACUCUAUAAAGACCUCCCAGUGGAACGCAGGGAUACGCCCAGGUCCUGUGAGGCCUCCAGUGCCCCAACUGAGUAAGAGCGGGAUUCGUGCAUCACAGAGAUCUAUCAGAAGCACACCAACUGUGUCUCUUUUUGAAGGACAGCCAUGAAGGACACUUACACAUGGAGGAUUUAAUGAAUCUGGAGACACAAGGCCGUCUACUGGAUGAAGUUACAAUAGCAAAACACUGAUAUCAAUCUGUCCAUUCAUUCUCAGAACCUGUUUAUCCUCUGGAGCAUAUCCCAGCCAAAAACCUGAUAUGAUACAUAUAAAGUUUAUUUAUUAUUUAUUUAUUAUUUUUUAUAAUAAUGCUAUUAUUUGUAUGUUGAAACAAACAGCACAAUAGAGUUGUUAUUUUUUUCAUGAAUAUUUUUUUCUUUCUUUUGCAUCACCUUUUUAUGGCCAGUAGAGGUCCCCAUCUGCUCAUAGCCUUUGAGUUCGCCACUGGUAGUAGUGAUAAGGAUGGAUUUGCUACAAUUGUUUUUUCCCCAGAAAAAUAUAUUCAGUUAAAAGUUGAAAGGACAUGUGUUGUAUUUCUGACAAACGAUCAGACUUUUUUCUUGAUAUUUAUACGCAUAAUGUUAAUUAAAUUUGAAA
This is a messenger RNA of Triplophysa rosa, 1772 nucleotides long. It is a transcript of the gene fbxo16, whose product is annotated as F-box protein 16. NCBI's taxonomy places the organism in Eukaryota, Metazoa, Chordata, Actinopteri, Cypriniformes, Nemacheilidae. The record is from RefSeq and is a predicted model, not a curated record. Gene Ontology annotation, molecular function: protein binding. Bases 190 to 1284 code for a protein of 364 amino acids. The transcript has 9 exons.